This is a messenger RNA of Fonsecaea nubica, 627 nucleotides long. RefSeq lists its product as hypothetical. The record is from RefSeq and is a predicted model, not a curated record. Gene Ontology annotation, biological process: ubiquinone biosynthetic process. Gene Ontology annotation, cellular component: mitochondrial inner membrane. The coding region runs from base 1 to 627 and encodes 208 amino acids. The transcript has a single exon. NCBI's taxonomy places the organism in Eukaryota, Fungi, Ascomycota, Eurotiomycetes, Chaetothyriales, Herpotrichiellaceae. Gene Ontology annotation, molecular function: 3-demethoxyubiquinol 3-hydroxylase activity.
AUGUCCACCCAGAAUACCUCCGAACCAGAUCAAGACUCCGCUCAGCCUAGAACUGUCCUUUCCAAUGAACAGAGGAGAUUCCUCGACAGUGCGCUGCGUGUGAACCAAGCGGGAGAACUCGCCGCUACUCUCAUUUACAGCGCUCAGACACCGCCUGUUGUCAAAGCAUAUCCACAUCUCCGUCCACUCAUGAAACACAUGUACGACCAAGAAGCUGGGCAUUUCAAAGUCUUCAAUGAACUCCUUGCAAAGCACCGCAUUCGCCCCACCGCAAUGUAUCCGGUUUGGCAAGUGGCAGCAACUGUACUAGGAUGGACUACAGGCAUGAUGGGAAGAGAGGCUGCGAUGGCUUGCACAGAGGCAGUGGAGACAGAGAUUGGGAAUCAUUACAACGGCCAGGUGCGGGAGCUUUUCAAGUGGAUGACGGAGCUGAAAGAGAAGGGAGAAGAGCUUGAUCCUGAACUGAAGGUCUUGAUUGAUGAAAUUAAGCGCAUACGCGAUGAAGAGCUUGAGCAUCUUGAUUAUGCUGUCGAAAAUGAUGCAAAGGAGGCUCAGCCAUACCAGCCGCUGACGGAUGUCAUCCGAUAUGGAUGCAGGGGAGCUAUCUGGGUCAGUGAGAGAGUAUGA